Periophthalmus magnuspinnatus is the source of this 3422-nucleotide messenger RNA. RefSeq names its product protein kinase C beta type-like. The transcript has 17 exons. Gene Ontology annotation, biological process: protein phosphorylation. The record is from RefSeq and is a predicted model, not a curated record. Bases 240 to 2243 code for a protein of 667 amino acids. Gene Ontology annotation, molecular function: zinc ion binding; ATP binding; diacylglycerol-dependent serine/threonine kinase activity. NCBI's taxonomy places the organism in Eukaryota, Metazoa, Chordata, Actinopteri, Gobiiformes, Gobiidae.
CCAUUGGUGAAAAGGGAAGCAGGCGGGGCGCGCCCCGCAGGAAGCAGCACGAGCGCAGCGGCGCGAGCUGGACGCAUCGCGACAAAACCCGCUGAGCACGAGCUCCAACGAGGCGGUCACGGCGAGGGGCCAGCGGCGGACAGGAGGGAGGAGGGACCUAACCGCUCUCCCACGCUCCCGCUCACGCUCCCCCGGACUUUCGCUUCCCCGUUUUUGGUCCCAAACGCUUCCUCGUUAAGAUGGCUGACCCCAACAGCGACGGAGAGGUACCGGAGAGCGCGCGCGGUUUCGCCCGUCAGGGAGCCCUCCGUCAGAAGAACGUCCACGAGGUCAAGAACCACAAGUUCAUCGCGCGCUUCUUCAAGCAGCCCACCUUCUGCAGCCACUGCACGGACUUCAUCUGGGGCUUCGGGAAGCAGGGAUUCCAGUGCCAAGUGUGCUGUUUUGUGGUCCACAAGCGCUGUCAUGAAUACGUCACCUUCUCAUGUCCGGGGGCCGACAAGGGACCUGCCUCCGACGAUCCCAGGAGCAAACACAAGUUCCGGGUGCACACGUACUCCAGCCCCACCUUCUGCGACCACUGCGGCUCCCUGCUCUAUGGGCUCAUCCAUCAGGGCAUGAAGUGCGAUCACUGUAUGAUGAACAUCCACAAGCGCUGUGUUGCCAAUGUCCCCAGCCUGUGUGGGACGGACCACACGGAGAGGAGAGGACGUAUCCACAUCUCAGCGCAGAUCAGCGGAGACAGCCUCACCGUCAAAAUUAUGCAGGCAAAAAACUUGGUGCCUAUGGACCCUAACGGCCUGUCGGACCCCUAUGUGAAACUGAAGCUGAUCCCAGACCCCAAGAGUGAGAGCAAGCAGAAGACCCGCACCAUCAAGUGCUGCCUCAACCCCGUGUUCAACGAGAACUUCACUUUCACUCUGAAGGAGAGUGACAAAGACCGGCGCCUGUCUGUGGAGGUGUGGGACUGGGACCUCACCAGCCGCAACGACUUCAUGGGCUCCCUCUCCUUUGGCAUCUCUGAGCUGCAGAAACAAGAGAUAGACGGAUGGUAUAAAUUGUUGGCCCAGGAGGAAGGAGAAUACUUCAAUGUCCCGGUGCAGCCAGAUGGAGAGGAUGGAAACGAGGAGCUCCGGCAGAAAUUUGAGAGGUGGAAGGUGGGCCCGGGCAAGCCUGCGGACUCCUCCUCCUCCUCUUCUAUCUGCAAAUACGACAGCAACGGCAACCAGGACCGCGUCAAGCUGUCGGACUUCAACUUCAUCAUGGUCCUGGGAAAGGGCAGCUUCGGAAAGGUGAUGCUAGCGGAGAGGAAGGGCACAGAUGAGUUGUACGCCAUAAAGAUCUUAAAGAAGGACGUGGUGAUCCAGGACGAUGAUGUGGAGUGCACUAUGGUGGAGAAGCGGGUGCUGGCCCUGUCUGGAAAACCACCCUUUCUCACUCAGCUGCACUCCUGCUUCCAAACUAUGGACAGAUUGUAUUUUGUGAUGGAGUACAUAAACGGAGGAGACCUCAUGUACCACAUUCAGCAGGUUGGCAAGUUCAAGGAGCCUCACGCUGUGUUUUAUGCGGCCGAGAUUGCCAUCGGACUUUUCUUCCUUCACUCUAAAGGCAUCGUGUAUCGCGAUCUGAAGUUGGACAACGUCAUGCUGGACUCCGAGGGUCACAUAAAGAUUGCAGACUUCGGCAUGUGCAAAGAGAACAUGUGGGACGGAGAGACCACCAAGACCUUCUGUGGAACGCCAGACUAUAUCGCUCCUGAAAUUAUUGCCUACCAGCCAUAUGGGAAGUCGGUGGACUGGUGGGCGUAUGGAGUGCUACUCUAUGAAAUGCUGGCAGGGCAGCCACCAUUUGAUGGAGAAGAUGAGGACGAGCUGUUUCAGUCCAUCAUGGAGCAUCACGUCUCUUACCCUAAAUCCAUGUCCAAAGAAGCAGUGGCCAUCUGCAAGGGGCUGAUGACAAAGCACCCUGCCAAGCGCCUGGGCUGUGGUCCCGAAGGCGAACGAGACAUCAGGGAGCACGCUUUCUUCCGCUUUAUCGACUGGGAAAAACUUGAGAACAAAGAGGUGCAGCCGCCAUUCAAACCGAAAGCUUGUGGCCGUGAGGCGGAGAACUUUGAUCGCUUUUUCACACGCCACCCUCCCGAGCUGACCCCCACAGAUCAGGACGUUAUUUUCAACCUGGACCAGAACGAGUUCCAAAACUUCUCAUUUGUUAACCCUGAGUAUGCCCAGCCAAGCCACUGACCACAUAGGCGCUGGUCAUAUCAGUGUACGCUCUGUGGAAAACACUUUGACAUGUUGAGGUUCUUAGCUGAAAAGAGCAAUACCUUGCUUUUGUCAUGCAUCCAAUUGUCUGUGUUAAAUAACAUAACUAAAAUCAUGCCAAAUUCUUGUUGUUAGAGAUGGUUCAUCUGUUAAGAAUUCAUUUACAUAUAAUGAAGUACUGUAUGUUACGAUGUCUGACUUCUGACUUAUCAGUAUGGACACACACACACGUGGUAACACUAGCCUCAAAGCUAACCUUCAGUUCUGGAUCCUGAUCCUGCACUUGCUGUAAUGCCCAGAGUAACAUAUCAUUGAAUAGAGGCUGUGUGUAGAUCUGUUCUGAUUUGACUUGUGUGGUAAAGCAUGCAUGUUGUGCUGCUCCUAUCCCCUGUUUUAGCAGACUACCUGUAUGCUGUCUUUUUAACAUAUGAGGUUUACCUUUUUAAACCUGGAAUCAUGUCAUUUUUUGUUUAUACAUAUUGACAAAUCUAAAUGUACUCUGUUCACAUAUUGAUAAUAUUCAGACAGUGUAAGUGAAAACUGACAUCUUACUUUGCUACUUGCUUAAGUACUUUUCUGUUUUUAUAGGAACAAAUCCUUUAGUUCAGUGCUAUGUUGUGGUGAGCUUCUCUCAAAGUAUUUGCUGAUGUUUGUUUUAACCAGUCAGACUGUAAGUUGUAAAUGCAGUGGUCUGACCUUUAGUGGUUUUAACUUAAAGCUGUUGUUUCUGUUUUCUGCAUUCACCACACUGCACUGUGUUUCACAAUGGGACAUAUCUGUUCUGAUGUACAAUUGUGGAUCACCAUGGUUACAAACUCCUGUUAUGUGCCAAACUGUGAUAAAGGGCAGUCAGGCUGUGCCAUAGCAGCACAUGUACAUUACACUGUAGUGGUACAUUCCUUCAAACCUCAGCAAAAUCCUUUUCAUUCUAUAUAUAUGAACUGUUUGAGAAGAUGUGUUUUAUCGUGAGGAGGUAUCUUUUGUAACUGUGAAUCAAUGCAGGAUAGAUAUCAUUUGUCAAACCUUGUUCUCUGAGCUUGUAUCAAAUACCAUAUGUUGAUGGAAAGACUAGUUUUGUCAAUUAAGAGCUAACACCCUGAUGGUAAGAAGCAAUGAUGGAAUGGUCACAUUGAAAAUAAAUAUAUAUUCAGUUAUUAA